This is a messenger RNA of Strongyloides ratti, 885 nucleotides long. Its product is annotated as BSD domain-containing protein. Gene Ontology annotation, cellular component: cytoplasm. Lineage: Eukaryota; Metazoa; Nematoda; Chromadorea; Rhabditida; Strongyloididae. The record is from RefSeq and is a predicted model, not a curated record. Bases 1 to 885 code for a protein of 294 amino acids. The transcript has 3 exons.
AUGUCAGAUUUAAAAGAUAAUAAUGACAAAACAUCUCUAGAAAUCAAUAAAGAAGUUGAAAAUCAUGAGACAAUAGAAGAAGAAAACAAUAAAAAUGAUGGAAAUAAAUGGAUUGGUAAUAGUAGUUUGUGGGGGCUUUCAAUGGUAAAUAAAGCUUUGAACAACACAAUGAAAAAGACUAUGGAGACAUUUGAAUCAGUCAAGUCAGAUUUUAAUGAGCUUUCGGAGGAAUUUACUAAGCAAAUGAGUUCUACAACUGAGGCAUUAUCUAAACAGGUUGAAAAUAUAGCUAAUAUUAUUGAUAAUCAGCUUGGUAUUGAUGAAAAAAAAGAAGAAGAAGAAGAGGGUGUUGAGGAUGAAGAAAAAGAAGAGGAAGAAAAAAAAUCUGAAGAACCUUUUUCACUAGUACCACAAAUAAGUUUUGGAUGGGUGUCUAAAAUUACAGAUACAGUUAAAAAAACAUUAAUUAUUGAAGAUACAACAGAGGAGGAGGAAGAUUUUGAAAAGGAAGUUGUUGUUGAUGAUAAUGAUAAAUUUAAACUUGAUAAAGUUCAUUUUUCACCUUCACUUGAAGAUGGUAAAAUUUUUCUUCAAGAAAAGAAAGCAGAUGAAAUUAUUGCUAUUUUAGAUCAAAAUCCUGUAAUUACGGAUAAAUAUUCAAGACUUGUUCCAAGUAUUAUGGAUGAACUUGGUUUUUGGAUGAGAUAUUAUUAUCAAAUAGAAAAAAUUAAAUCAAAUGAAAAAAUCUUAAAUAAAAAAGACAGUUCAGAGGAAGAUUCUGAGGUAGUUAUUUUACCUUCAAGUGAAACUGCCAAAGUAAAAGAAUUAGUUGCUAAUGAAGGGGAUGAGGCAUGGAGUAUGUGUAGCUCAACAAAUAAUGAAUAA